Wasmannia auropunctata (little fire ant) is the source of this 8175-nucleotide messenger RNA. RefSeq lists its product as uncharacterized. Gene Ontology annotation, molecular function: ATP binding; protein serine/threonine kinase activity; protein serine/threonine/tyrosine kinase activity. NCBI's taxonomy places the organism in Eukaryota, Metazoa, Arthropoda, Insecta, Hymenoptera, Formicidae. The transcript has 10 exons. Bases 1 to 3483 code for a protein of 1160 amino acids. Gene Ontology annotation, cellular component: nucleus. Gene Ontology annotation, biological process: peptidyl-serine phosphorylation; peptidyl-threonine phosphorylation. The record is from RefSeq and is a predicted model, not a curated record.
AUGUUGGGCGUGAGUCAGCCGGGCAACACGCCCUCGAGCUUGCGGCACUCGGCGAGCUUCUCGUGCUUGCAACGCGGCACCGCCGGCGAGGGUCAUCGCGCGAGGACCUCAACAUUGCUGCAACAGCCGAGUCUGCAGCUGAGCAACGGUCAUCAUCAGUACACGUCCGGCGGCCAGGCGGCGGCAGCUGCGGCCGCGGCGGCCGCGCAUUGCUCCCUCCUGCAGCAUCACCAGCAACAGUCCCGCGAACCGUUCGAUUCCGUCCUUCAGGACGGCAACGAUUACGGCUUCGUGAGGAUCCGACCACGGUUGCGCAGCACGAACGCGACCUUGUAUCACGAGGAGGAGGUGGCGGCCGCGAAGAACGCCCUGAGGGAACAGCGCGACGCCGCCGCGUUUAGCGACCGAGAGUGCGACUCCAACUUCAGGGACUGCCCGUUGAAAGUCAAGGAUCACCGCGACCUCUCGCCGAAGGGAGCGGCCAAGAACCAGAAUCCAUUGCGGGGCGCGUUGAUUCUCUUUACCUCGACGUCGUCCUGGUGGAAGGCCCGACAACGGGAGGAACAGCUGAAUGCAACCGGCGGGACCGCUGGCGCAAUCAGCGCACCGUCGUCAGAACGGAAAUGGUCGGGUACUUCGAUGGCGUCACCCUCGAACGAGAGAAAGUGGCCGUCCUCGAUGACGUCGCCUACGAACGAGCGGAAGUGGUCCGUGGGUAACAGCCUACUGACGUCACCGUCGAACGAGAGGAAGUGGAACAGGUCCUCGGUUUCAUCUACAACGACGAAUCAACAGGACCGGAAGUGGCGAUCCCUCGGCGCACUUUUAAGGACUCCUGUCGGCGCGAGCGGUAGCUCUCACGCCAGCCAGAACUCCCUGUCGCAUAACAUGAGCGUAUCCAUGAUCGAGGGCGAUCACUUCCGCGAGGAGUCGCGCGGCUCGAGCUGCAAGACGCGCUACCAACAGCCGACUUCCUACUCGGCACGAGUGUCCCGUGUCAGUAGAGACGUUUACCGGGAGAAUGGAGAGUUUGGUCAGGUUGCCGGCAGGUCGAAGGUCAGCCGUAGGUUGUACCAAGAUAGCGAACCGGUAAACGAGCUCGACGAGAGACACGUUCCGCAGCGUAGCCGACAUCAGCUGGAUGACCCCGAACAAUGCAGGAGCACCCGAGAAGGACGCGAGCACUGCCGAGCCGCGGAGCAGAGCGCCGUGGAGGCCCGCGGCACGACCUCCAUUACACGAUCGAGCCGCGCGCAGAGCUUUUAUCUUCUGGACGACUUCCUGCGGCCGCAGCCGCAGCAGCCGAGCAACAAGUGCAUGCUGAAUCUAUACAUGUCCCCGUCGCACGCCGUCAAGUGCGGCAACGAGCACGGCAGGUCGUGCGAGGUCAGGCAGGCGACCUGCCAGCAGGCGAACGUCAGCAGCAACAUCACGCCGCCGCGACGCCACAACUCGAGCUCGGACAGCCUCGAGGUGGCCACCAGUCCGCUGCCGCCGCCGGUGCCGCCGCCGCCGCCGCAUCAGGCCGCCGGUAACGCGCGGGACCGUGAGCGGAAUGAGAACCCGAAGGAGGCGAGUAAGGACGUGUGCCCGUGCAAACUGUGCUGGACCAAUAUGCAGAGAUCCCUUGUGGAAGAGAGUCCUGGAACGUUACACAAGGAUGUCGGCGGUGCUGGUACGAAGGUCAGCGAGAAAACCGUCGGUGGCGUCGGCACGGCGACCCUCACCACGCUCUCCUCCAUUAAUAACGCAUCCAACACCGGCCGUAAUAAAAACAACCCCGUAUCUCACGAGAAACUGUCGUCUUUCUUCAACAGCAAGCCGACGCGAGUGGACAAGACGGACAACAACAAUGCAAACAAUUCUAACAGCACGAGCAACAACAUCCAUAAUAUGCCGCUGCAUGAACCCAUCAGCGCUACUUCCCCCGAAGUAUACGCCGGGAGACUGCCCAUGACGCCCCAGGAGGCGGUGAAGUAUUACGGCUCCAGACUGACGGAAUUCGAGCGCGCCGAGAUCGAGAAGUACUCGGAGAUCUGGUAUCUGGGCCUGUCGGCCCACAAGAUCCACGGCGAGGAGGUCUCCUCCCAGAACGGCGGUUACGACGACGAGAACGGCAGUUACAACAAGGUCCUGCACGAUCAUAUCUCCUACAGAUACGAGAUCCUGGAGGUGAUCGGCAAGGGAAGUUUCGGUCAGGUGAUCCGAGCGCUGGAUCACAAAACGGGACAGCACAUCGCCAUCAAGAUUAUCAGGAACAAGAAGAGAUUCCACCAUCAGGCUCUCAUCGAGGUGAGAAUCCUGGAGCAUCUCAGAAAGAAGGACCUGGAGGCGAACUCGCAGCACAAUGUGAUACACAUGCUAGAAUAUUUUUACUUCAGGAAUCAUCUGUGCAUCAGUUUCGAAUUAAUGAGCUUGAAUCUGUACGAGCUAAUCAAAAAGAACAAUUAUCAAGGAUUCAGCCUGAGCCUGAUCCGCCGUUUCGCCAACUCGCUAAUUAGUUGCCUGAGACUGCUCUAUCGAGAGAACAUCAUUCACUGCGACUUGAAACCGGAAAACGUGCUGCUGAAACAACGGGGGAGCAGCUCGAUCAAAGUCAUCGAUUUCGGCUCGUCGUGUUACAGCCACCAGCGCGUUUACACGUACAUACAGUCGAGGUUCUACAGGAGUCCGGAAGUGAUUCUCGGUCUUCCCUACGGCACGCCGAUCGAUAUGUGGAGCCUGGGCUGUAUCUUAGCCGAGCUGUACACGGGGUAUCCGCUGUUUCCGGGCGAGGACGAGAUAGAGCAACUUGCCUGCAUUAUGGAAGUCCUCGGUCUGCCACCGGAGCACAUUAUCAAUCACGCCACUCGUCGCAGGCUCUUCUUCGAUCAGAAGGGAAGCCCGCGAUGCGUGACAAACAGCAAGGGCAAGAAGAGAUGGGCAGGUAGCAAGAACCUCUCAAUGGCUCUUCGGUGCUCCGACAUGCUCUUCGUAAACUUUGUUAGCAGAUGCCUCGAGUGGGAUCCAAAGAAGCGUAUGACCCCCGACGAGGCGAUGCGUCACGAGUGGCUAACUUCGUCGUCGUCUUCGCACGUGAGCUCCUCCACGUCGGCGAUAGCCUCGUCGACGGUGAACGCGAGUGCGAACACGACGACGACGAGCGUCGACACGCCGCGGGAAUCCGCCCACGCUCCGCAGACGGUGAGCGUGACUGUGAGCGCGCCGCGGCAACGGGCGACGACGAUGGAGGACCCGCCGUACACGAUGUACCGGCUGUACAAGGGUCGCAAGUACAUGCCGAAGGUCUCCACGGGCACCGACGUCACCGACAACGGCGGCGGCCUGAUGGUGAAGAGCAAGCUGAACGGCAGCGCGAGCAGUCACGCCCUGGCGAGCAGCACGCAGACAGCGACAUCGAGGCACGCGUCGACCGGCGACAUCGUUGCGAGCCUAGACCCGAAUCUCGACGACUCAGGCACGUUCCUGCCGCCGAUAUUGUGAAGUCGGGUUUGCGCCAGCCACUUCUAAACGGGCUAACUCGCGUACCGACGCGAUCGGCAUGACGCUCACUCUUUGCACUGCCGCGGGGGGGAAGUGUGCGUCGAUGUUGUAUCACUCCGAUGUACGUCAAGAGCGGGUGCACAGUUGAACGGAAGGCGCGUGUAGAACUGGCUGGCCGCGGUCCGACGUUACCGUUUCUCGAUGCCAAACGGCUAGUUAAAAAAGAAAAAAAAACGCAGAGUCGCUAGUCUCGGCAUGUAUCGAGCUAUGAGGCCAAAAUGACGAUCUGACGACGGGAGAAGAGCGCGCACAGGCGCGUGACGAGCAAAUAGCGAUCGCGUGAUCGAUCGAUUCCGCGCGCUCCCGGGGACUCUGGCGAUCCAAUAUCACUCAGGUAAUCGUAACGAACUCGCGCGCGCGCGCAUUAUCGUAGUUAUUCGCGGAAAAAUGUAAACCUGUUGCCUACGAUGAGGAUACUAGCAAAUCGUUUCAGUGUAUACCGAUCACAUUUCGACAUGGACCAUCGUACCUAUCUGGUUCGAAUGUUUACCUCGCGCCUGUAUAAAGUGCACGACAUUAACACAGGUGACGAAGUCUCGGCCGUAGAUAUAAAAAAGAAAUUACAAGUUAAAAUUGAAAGUUUGCAUAAAAUGCGUAGUUUGCCUUGCUGUCAACGAACCGUGAGAUAGACGAUUCGCCUUCGGGCUGCGUGUUACGACGAUAAAAAGAAAAAAAAAGAAGCUCGCACGCGUAAACGCAAUCGGAAAGUAUACCGUACAGUAGCAUCGUACUUUAGAUAACUACGCCAGUGCAAAGUGGCGCGAUACGACGCACGUAUCGUGGCAACGAUAGAGAAGCGAGGAGCUCGAGGCGAAAGAGCACGUUAUGGUUGAAAACAACGAUUCGCCCGACGAUUGCAGCGUAACGUCGGGGAUUACCAUCGAAUUACGGUCGUGCCGAGAAGAACCUGAGUCGUUCGAGACCUGUGUCGCCAACACAGGGUCGCGCGAUUAAUAACGAAGCGCCAAGGCGAAGUGUCAAGAGUAACAUUAAAUACGUGAAGCGUGUGCCCCAGUUUAACGAGGCCUGAGUAGUCUUAUUGUGAUAUUAAACUACCACUGUCUUACUUAGAUCUCUCUGAUAUUAAGAAGUAACGAUUGCUAAUAUAAUAAUUUCAAUUUACUAUUAAUCAUUAUUUUCUUAUUAUCUGUAAUAAUCGCUAUAUCGCUACUAUUACCGCAAAGAUAUAGCGGCAUACAAGUAACGAGGAUUUAUCAUCGAUAUAAUGACAGAGUUAACACUACUUAUAUACGUAGGCAUGUACAGAUUUUAAUUAAUGCGUUUUUGAAGUCUCGGAACAGCAGCAAGCAGCAGCAGCAGCAUGCUAGUUCGCUUACUAUGGAUACAUAAAAAAAAAAGAAACCUGAUAAUUUUCAGUGAUUUUCAGUGAUCCCUUUAUUACCGCCGCUACACCGCUCUUCUGUUGUCAAUAAUCGUCUGCGCGACGUAACGCAUGCUUUAUUACGUCGAAAUUAAUUAAUUAAUGUUGAUUAACGCCCCGUGAGAUUCCUCUCCGCCUUCGCAGUACUACCUAUUUACGCAUUGCUCGUAAUUUUUCCCGGCAUUAAUUAGCGAUUUAUGAUUUGACGCGCCCUUUCGAAAACUUAUCACGAGCAUUUUCGCGACAUGCAGAGGAUUUGAUACAAAAAAAAGAAACACAAAACCUAUUGUAUAGUAUUAUAAUGUUAGGCUACUUUUAGACUUGGUAAUUGUUCGAUGUGCCCGUACCCAUUCUAAAGUUCCGCACGAGCUCGUAAUAAUUACAUCAUUAUGACGUUAGAAACGUGAGACGUGUCACGCUCCACCGUUUGUUGCUGUCGAGCUUCCACCACGUGGAACGUUAAUCUUCCGUUUUUCCAUGUUUCUCUAAUUCUUGAAGGUCCUAUUACACGUACGAAAACCAUCGGAGGCCCUACUAAAAACUGUAAUCCGUUUUUCAUUGCCACGGCCAAAAAUUUGAAGCAGAUGUAUGAAUUUAUCGAUAUACUCGCAAAUUCUGAUCGCGUCACAAGAGACUGAAAUGAAUCAUUAUUUUAUAUUGCUAACGAAAAAACACAUCGCGAAAUUGUUCCUAAUAGUUCGUUUUCUGCAAAUCGAUAUGUCGCCUUACUUUUAUUACACUUUUAGCCAACUCGUUCAGUUCCUCUGUCUGAAGCAUAUUGUUUGAUUCGCGGAAAGUUAUCGAACGUCUCACGAUGAAAACAAAACGAAUAAUGAAACUGAACUUUGCCGUCACACAAACGGUCCCACUUUAGCCCAAGAGAAACUCUUUUUAGGACAAUUAAUAUCGUACCAAUCGUAGUGGUAUCGCGCGACAUAAUCGGUGAAUGGCCAAUAAAACGCGAGCGGAUGUAUAUUAUAAUAAUUAAGAAUUACAUAUAUAAAUAUAUUAUUCGUAUGUGGCGAAUCUGCCCGAACGAACGACUGACGAAGUAGCGCAUAUUAUAUUAUGAUACAUGAUACACGAUUCUUACAACUUGUGGCGGGUUCGUAGCAGUCGCUCUCGAGUUAAUCGCGUCAACGUAGCGACGGAAUCAUCACGGAAGUCUCGGGUAAGCAUUUCGUUCGAUUACUCCAAACGAAAAAAAAAAAAACAAAGAAAGAGAAAAAGAAAAUUCAACGAGAGUAAUGUCUAUGAGGCGACGCUUUCUAGGGAACGAGAGAUAUAUCAAAUUGUGUAUAGAAUAAAGAUGUGACUGUGUAUGUGUGUGUAUGUAUGCGUGUGCGUGCGUGCGUUGCCUACGAGGGAGACUCGUCGUCUCUCGGUGAGAGUAAGAAAGGGAGAGUGUGGCGUAUGAUUAUGCACACACACAUAUAUCUUAUUAUUAAAAUAUAUUAUACUAUUAUACCACGUGAGGCGCGGUAACGCGCGAGGGCAAAAACGAGUUAAGUCUAGGAUACGAUAGAGGACUAAUUAGAAGAAGGGCGUUUCGCGAAGAACACGCGCGCGACUCCGUCUACGGAGUCCCCGGCCUCUCGCCCCCCCCCCAACCCCCCUCUAAAAAGAAGAAAAAAAAAUACAAAACGCCGUUCAAUUGUACAGUCUUAAGUUUUUAGUUGUGUUCACUAUUGUAUACAGCGGGAUCAAAUUAUAGUAUCUGUAUAAACGGGACGGUUGUAUAAUCUACGUGUGACGUGCAUCAUCACUUAUGCAGACCAACACACGUGCACACUCGGCACGCGCGUGUCGCCUAAAAAGAAACAUAACGAGAAGCAUGUUCGUAAUAGCGAGAAACACACUAGUGAUCGGCUUGGCCGGCGUCGGUUUACCUCGACUCAAAACCGAGUCGUUUGUCUUCUGGGAGAGACAGACGGACAUUCGCUGCUGCGAAUUUUAGAGACCGACACCGACGAAGCUGGGACUAAAGCGAUGAAAGGAAAAAAAAGAUUAAAAAAAGAGGCCAGGGCAUGUACUAUUUCAAUACCAUCCAAGAAACAGCGAAAAAAAAAAAAUCGAGCGAAAGUCCAUGUCCUUCGACUGAAAGCUAUUCGACUUCGCACCUGGUCGAUUCGUCGUUCGCGAACGGAACAGUUGUCGCCGUACGCCGCGAUUUCCCCACAACGGCGCGGACGGAAAAGGGAGACAGUGGCUUUUUCUAGUCCAGGAUGUAACGAACGUGCUCCGAACGUACACACACACACGUCUCACUUGAACACGAGGGAGAGGAAAAAAAAAUAAGAGAAAGAGGAAAGAGUUCCCUCCGGCUUCAGCGAAGGAAUGCUACGCGCGACGUAUAUAUCCGUUAAGUCGGUGUGCAACUAAUUAACGAAUUUUAACGACGCGAUUAGACACUAUCGAAUUAAAUUAAGUAUAAUACGCGUGCGUGUGUGACCCCCUCUCCCCUUCCCGCGACGGAUAACGCGUCCGACGAGGAGGACCCUGCGUUUUGUUGCGAAGGAGCCACCGUUACGACGGCCGAGCCUCGUAGAUCAUCCUAGUAGGACAAUCAUAAAGUUACGCGUUUGUGUUAGACGCGCUAGUAAGUUUUCAUUAGACGAUAGAGACGCGAGUGACCGUAUAUACGAGGAGGGGGGGAGUACCCCUCGUUCGAGAAGACGCUCGCUAAAAUGCGUAAAGCGAUCCCGUGGGCGCGCAUCGCGACGGAGGAUCGUUUAGAUUAUUAAACGGCGGCUGCGCGCGCGCUUCGCUCGCCUUUUCUAGGCCCGCAAGAGGAGAGAUCUCGGUACGCGGAUCCGCGCGGAAGUGAGAGUAUCUCGCGUGCACGGGGGAGAAGGAGGAGGAGGCGGAGGAAGAAGCGAUUCCGAUAAAAAUGUGGGAGCGAGGGAGUUCAUGGAGAGUGAUUUGUAAUCUGGCGUUCAAUUGCGGAUGUCUUGUUAUGAAACGUGUAAAAGUGCGAGUUCGUCAAUUUCUGCCCAGACUUAACUUUAGCAAACGAGAGAGAAUUGCUAAAUAAUAAAUGAUUAUUAUAAUGACAUUAGUAUAUAUAUAUUUACUAUAUAUAUAUAUACUGAUUACGAUACUGAAGCAUCAUCAUCUUUUGUAUCAUUUGUUCGUUUGUUUUUAUCUUACUGCGUUUGUCUUUCAUUAUUAAUGCAAUACCAAGAUGACUCGGUUUCGACUCGGUAUCUUGUGUGUAAAUAUAUAACUAAUAAAAAAAACAUGUACACAAA